AUGUUCAGCGUUCUCUGCCUAGCAUUCCUUCUCGCACUCAGCACCAACGCAGGUUAGUUCCCCCUCGCUGAUUGGUGCGUUUCCGGUGUGCUGACUUCUGUCCUACGAAUGUAUCGGCAUUCCGCUGACUGUGAGACCUGUACACUUCGACGUAGGGCUUACAAACGAGAUGCUGAAAUCAGUGUUUAUAAUCUCUCGUAUCCAGCUGUCUUCCAGCAUCGCAGCCAUUUAAAGUCAGGGCAGGUCCACUGACGAGCACGUUCCUUCCCCAGUUAACAGGACAUGGAAUGACUCCUUCUAGAGAUCCUUGUAGUCUUUUCCCAGCCCAUCUCCUUUCUCUACGCCAUCCCACUAGGAGAUGCCUCAGAAUCCAAUGACGAUCUUUGAGGCUACGCAUUUUGGGGUCGCUUCAGCCUCUAUAGAGUCUGCGAAUGGUCAAUUCAGCUUCUAUAUCGUUGACUCCUAAAUUGCUCACCUUCAUUCUAAGUGCAGUGUUUUGUCUGGCUUAGUUAUAUUUUUUAACUGAACCCUAUAUAUAUAUAAAUUACGCCCGGCUAUGCGGCUGACGGCGGGGCUCGAGAGGGAGCUCCAAGGCACAACCGGACGAGUGAGUUCCGUAAUGUGAUCCGUAGGCGCCCCUUUACCAUUUUAUAUAUAUGUAAUAGUUUUGAAAGCAAACAUUCGUAUAAGUUUAUCGCCUGUAAAGUAGCUUUUCCUCUGCUGCCUGACCAGGGGUUAGGAUUUCAAUAACUGAUAAAAGCAAGUUAAUCAAAAGCUCUCACAGCAGCAUUCGGUACGAAUGUUCGACCUUCGCAUUUUCUGCGAGUUUUUAAUGCUCGAUGGCCCACAGUUACUUACUCUGAUUACUAUGACGCUGCAAAAUUACCACCCCUGCUCACCAAAUGUUUUGCUUGUAGCGGGUAACAAUGUCUGCACGUUGCCAGUCGAGCCCGGUCUAUGCAGAGGCUUCUUCCCCAGCUUCGCCUACAUUCCUGAGGUAAAUCGCUGCGAAAGAUUCAUCUACGGUGGCUGCGGUGGCAAUGACAAUCGUUUCGAAAGCCUUGAGGAGUGUCAACGAGCCUGCGGCGGCAAUAGUAAGUCUUGACUCCACUUGUUGCCCUCUGACCACUUACUCUUUGGAAUUCUUGCUGGGUGAUUUCUCAGCCGUCCUCCUCGACGAUGUUCACCAUUUGACCCACAACAGUGGGGGUGCAGAGACAGAGACAUUCAUGGGAAUUAGUUUAGUAGAUUAUCGCAGCGUUUGCGCAUUCUCUCCGCCUUGCCCACACGGAUUCGAUGUCAAGAAAGAGUCAAGAGGACCGGGGCGGGAAGGGGGGGGGGGGGCAGGGUCGGAUGGAAUAGUUGGCCUCGGCAGAUGGUACGUCUCCGGGCUGGCCACACACACCCCAGAUCGGUGCACAAUGAACCAGCUUUUUACACAACCAGAGGUGGGGGCAGUCCCGAUCCGAACUGACUGCGAGUGCCGUACAGACCACAUCUUGUAGGAGUCCCUGCAGCCGCAUUCUCGCUCUCUUCUGAGAGGCGGGUCGAGCUAUUCCCACGGUUAGCAGUCUCCCAAGCCAGGGCUUUGAGCACACUGGGAUAGAUUCAAUCGCGUUCGUGGCGUUAAGCAGGGUCCGUGUGCGUAACUCUAUCUCGGCAAAAUGGUACCAUAACUACACCACCAUGAGUACAGACCCCACUGAUGACAUUUCAUCUACAGCAGCUCUAUCCCUCCUUCUCCCCCACCUCCUGCAUUCACAUCGUCGCACUGUUCCCAUGACAACGGGUACACUAAUAAACCCUGCUGGCGGUGUCUGGAUGAAUUCUGCCCUAUACGCGAGGUAACUCUGUAACUAGAUUCACAUCAGUCCCACUGAUCGGUGCUGCCGUUUUGAAUUGUAGUGAGAUUAGGUGUGCGGAUUUGUGACUUUCCAUAAAAUUAGCCUUUUGAGUUCCCUGUGCUCCGAUACAGUUGAGCCACCUCCAUACGUCAUAUGGUAUAUAAGGGCGGAUUGUUCACAAAGCAUCGGAGUUAGGGCGAAACAAAUAGAAUACGCAGCCUCGCUUUCCUACUGAUUCUCCUUCUUUGCCUCGGAGCUACAGGUAUGCAAUAUUUCAGAGUCAAUUUAAACCUGACUACGGAAUUGCUUGAAUACUUAUGUUCUUGUGGAUUAGAAAGUCAGCACAUAAUGACAGCGAAGGAAUUAAAUUCGUGAACUAAGGGGUGGAGUUUGCAACCCCAUCGGGAUUUGCUUUUCCGUACAUUUACUAAAAACUCGAAUGCUUGAGGUAUUUCGCUAGCGACAGGAAUUAAAAACAAGCAUAACCAAUGAGAUUUAUUCUCAAUAAAGUGUUCAAGAAGAGUCUUCGGCUGUUUUCUGUCGCCGCAUAACACGGAUAACGCAUAAUGAACACACUGCAGGUUGAACUUGUUUAGAAAAUCAAUAUAAAAAGCGGCAAGGUCACAGUUCGGGAAGUACGCGCAUACAAAUCGAUGGAAAAAGUUCACCUAACAACGUGACAGAAGGAAGAAAACGAAGAAGGCGGUGUAAAUUAAAAAGUCUAUCGAAUAACACCUACUUUGAGAAAUACAUUAGGUGAUUCUCGAUGAUAAACUUAUCCUGAUCAUAUACGAACUGGACAUGAGUGACCGAUCUCAUGAAAUGCUCGCCGAAAUUCUGCAUUGCGUUUUCGAUUAGGAAGGAUUUCUUAAGUGAGUUUGUGAUAUUGAUUAUCGUGCAACAUUAUCCUAUAAUACUUCAGCCUUGUCGGGAUUUGUGCUUUCGAAUGCCUUUGUUUUCGACUACCCGAAAAAACUGCACUAUUUAAAACAAAGCACUGCUCAACUGGUUUGCUAUUACCUUGAUUUUUGGUGCCCCUAUAAAUUCAGGUAUAUUGCAUAGAAUAGCGCUGCUUAUGGAUAUUAUAACAUAACCCACAUCCAUUGCAGAGAAAGGACUUUCUCGCUUUUAAAACAGCUUCUAGUUAUAAGAUUUUGCAAAACGGCGAAAUAUAUAUCCACAAAGCAUCCUAUCUGUACAUUUGUUGUAGCUGCUUAAAUAGUAGGCAUCAUGGUCUACAUUAAAUGCAAAAUUUUAUGAGCCCUCCAUGACCUCUUUUAGGUUUCCUUGAGAAACAUAUAAUAUUCCUUUCACAGACAGUAUAAAGCCUGUAGUUUAGAAACUCUAGGCACAAUGGCCACUGUUGGUAGGGUUCAAAAUUAUUCGAGGACUAAAAAAUAUUUUCAAAACCUAAAGACGCUUCUUCCCUAAGUAAAAAGUCUUGAGGAAUACGUGGUUUUCUAUAAAAUGGGUUCAAGAAAGGGUAGUUUUGCAAACGUCAUCUGUAAGGUAUGUUUGAAUUUUCGAGCACAUUAGAACGCGGUAGAAAAUAUCAAACUAUUUAAGCAGUCAUUCUUACCGGAGUGAGAUUUUUUCAGGUAGCCGGAAAGGAUACUGUUAAAUGGACGGCAUCCUGGCGUGAUUGGCUGCAGAAUAAUCAGUAGUACAACACUAAAUGAGUAAUACUUCCUAAUCGAAGACAAUUCGCUUGUUAUAAAACCAAACUGACGGAGCACCACAGUUUGUACUGCAUCAGCUUUCCUUGACUUAUAAGCAAGCAAAGCGUGGUAGAUCCCCACCCUGGCGUUUUGAACUAGUAGUCCGCGAACUAAUGUUGCAAGGAUCGCACAUUCUCAACCCAUCAUGAUUUUCAGGUCGGGGGAAUCGUUGUGAGUUGCCCAUUGAGGCCGGAAACUGCCUCGCCUAUCUUCCUCAUUACGCCUUCGAUAGAAGACAGCGCAAAUGUGUGCGCUUCAUCUACGGCGGUUGUGGAGGAAACGCCAACAGGUUUGCCACUCUGGAGGGAUGCAAGAGAGCCUGCGAAUAG
This is a messenger RNA of Spirometra erinaceieuropaei, 3891 nucleotides long. NCBI's taxonomy places the organism in Eukaryota, Metazoa, Platyhelminthes, Cestoda, Diphyllobothriidea, Diphyllobothriidae. The record is from the annotation of a GenBank genome assembly.